GUUGUUAUAUCUGAGAAGUUCAGCAGUAGUUAGUCUCAGCUUCGGUUCGGGAUGGACAUGGAUCGGCAGGGAUGGUCAGUGUGGAUCUUACUGUUGGGAUUGUCGGUGUCUGUCAAUGGAAUAACACGGCCGGAUUUAUUGUCGUUUGGAAUCGAAGCGGGAGAUCAGCAGCUCAGUGACGCCAAUGAUGACACGCGACAGAUUUCACUCGAUAAACCCGUCACAUUUUACAAUAAACAAUUCGACAAGAUUUAUAUCAACACUAAUGGGUUCGUUGCUCUGAAGACGCCGACAGGUGAAUCUGAGUAUCUGGGCAACAUGCCGCCCAGAUUUGGAAUGAUUGCAGCUUUGCAGGGCGAUCUGGACACCAGCGAUGGUGUUGGUAAGGUGUUUUUCCGACAGGACACCGGUUCCGCUCUUCUGCGUGAUGUGGCUGAUCACAUAAACAGAGCUUUUCCUGAGCAUGAUGAGAUAAACCCCAGUCACGCUCUGGUGAUCACAUGGGUGGAUGUGUCCGCUCACCAAACUGAGACCAGAGGAGACGGUCUGGAGCAUGCAGAAAAACGAAAUACAUUUCAACUGGUCAUUGCUUCAGUUGAGAAGAUGUCCUGUGCGAUAUUACUCUAUCCAAGAGAUGGGAUGCAAUUCCAGAGCACCGGUUCUACAGGGAAUAGUUACACAAUGCACGCUGGCUUCAGUAAAGGAGAGGAGCCAUAUCUCAUAUUUUCUACGAAACAAGGACCAUACUAUCGUAUCACAGAUGACACAGAAGCAUCUGUCAGAAAAUUAGCUGAGCAAACUAACUCUGGAAAGCACGGCGUGUGGGUAUAUAAAAUCGGAGCAAUCCCAGACUUCACAGACAUUGUAGCUGGAGAGGUGCCAGAUCAACCUGUAGAUUCUCACCAUUACGGCGGCACAACAAGACACAACCACCAAUAUCAAGUGUAUCCUGAUGAGCAACAUGGUGUUUACCUUCGGCCAGAACACCCACCACCCGUUCAGGUGGAGACCAUUCAGUUCACUCCUGAAGACCCACAGGUUGUGGAGAUUGAAAACGAUGAUGGCAUCCAUGUUGAUGUAUUUACGUACAACCUCGGGGAAUGCGGAAGGCAGAAAUGCUCCAAAUUUGGCGAAUGUAGGAAUUAUCCAAGUGGACGAUGUUGCCAGUGUAAGCCCGGUUUCUACGGCAAUGGUGUUCAGUGUGUAUCUGAAGGUGUUCCUCAAAGGAUGAAUGGAAAAGUGAGCGGCAGAAUAUUCGUGGGAGACUCGCCCGUACCUGUUGAAUUUGCUAACAAUGAUCUUCAUUCGUACGUGGUGGUGAAUGAUGGGAGAGCGUACGUGGCCAUCAGCGCCAUUCCUUCCAGUGUCGGCUUCUCACUGCAGCCUGUGUCAUCUGUGGGUGGAGUCAUCGGAUGGGCUUUUGCUCUUCAACAGCCUGGAUUCAAGAACGGCUUCAACAUUGUUGGUGGAAUUUUCAAACGUCAGGUUGAUGUGACCUUCCAGCCGGGUGGCGAGAGGUUUACCAUCUCUCAAGAGUUCAAAGGCAUCGAUAUCCAUGAUCACCUGAUGGUUGACACCAAACUAGAAGGAAAGAUUCCCGAGGUGCCGCAGGGAGCCCAAGUACAACUGGACCCCUACACCGAGAUCUAUCAAUACAGCAGUAACUUAAUCACCUCAUCUUCCACCCGGGAGUAUGUGGUCAGUCUACAGGAACGGCCUAUUCAGACCAAAAGCUAUCAGUUUAGAGAGACCAUCACGUUUCAGGGCUGCCAGCACCAUGAAUCGAGUCAAGACGUCCCGUCUACUCAGAUGCUGAGCGUCGAUCAGGUGUUCGUCAUGUAUGAUGUGAAAGAUGAGCUCUUGCGUUACGCCAUGAGUAACAAGAUCGGAGAUAUCAAUGGUGGACAGACUGAAGAGAACCCCUGUUUUACUGGUAGACAUGGAUGUGACACUAAUGCCAUCUGUAGACCUGGACAAGGAGCUGAGUUUGUAUGCGAGUGUGCUACAGGCUUUAACGGAGACGGACGCGCUUGCUACGAUGUCGAUGAAUGCAGGGAAUCUCCGCAGAUCUGUGGACCACAUGCAAUCUGUAACAACCAGCCUGGGACUUUCCGUUGUGAAUGUCAAGAUGGCUUUCAGUUUGCUAGUGACGGACGGACGUGUGUCGAGGUGUCACGACCCGUGGAUCCGUGUCAAAUCGGUACUCAUGACUGUGACGUCCCUGAACGAGCUCGCUGCAGUUACACCGGUGGAUCAACAUAUAUUUGUUCCUGUCUACAGGGCUUCGUGGGAGAUGGACGCACCUGUCAGGACAUAGAUGAAUGCCAGUCAAGUCAGUGUCACGAGGAUGCCAUCUGCUACAACACACCUGGAUCAUUCACCUGUCAAUGUAAACCUGGUUUCUAUGGCGACGGUUACCAUUGCUCAACAGAUGGUGAGAAGACACAAUGUGAGAUUGAUCGAGAAAGGGCUCAGGGUGCUACUGAGUAUGGUCCUCGGGGUCCUCGUCCUGUACCUGGUCAGUUUAUACCCACCUGUGAUGCCCAGGGUGACUAUGAUCCCAUGCAGUGUCAUGAGAGCAUCGGUCAGUGCUGGUGCGUGGACCGUAAUGGACGUGAGAUUUCAGGCACGCGCACAGGACCUGGAACUUUUCCUGAAUGCCCCGAUCACACACCCGACCCGAUCAGACCGACACCCAGACCCGAUGUCAAUCCUCUUCCUCCUGGCAGUCACAUCCUGUUCACUCAAAGUGGAAAGGUCGAAUAUAUUCCUCUGGACGGCCAUGACCUAAAGAAGACCGAAGCAAAGACUGCUCUACACCUGCCGGAGAAAGUGUUGAUCGGCAUUGCAUACGAUUGUUUGGAGAAGAUGGUGUACUGGACGGACAUCAGCACACCUGCUAUUAGCAAAGCUAGUUUACAAGGAGGAGAGCCAAUACAUCUCAUCAAAUCAGAUCUUGGCAGUCCUGAAGGUAUUGCUAUUGAUCAUCUGGGCAGGAAUAUGUUCUGGACGGACUCCAUGAAGGAUCGAAUUGAAGUUUCGUUACUUGACGGAACCCAGCGUCGAAUCUUGAUUGACACAGACCUUGUUAAUCCCAGAGCCAUUCUCACUGAUCCCGUCAAUGGCUACAUCUACUGGGCCGACUGGAACCGAGAUUCUCCCAAAAUUGAGAUGGCUUACAUGGAUGGCACAAAUCGAAGGGUGUUGGUCAAAGAUAACUUGGGCCUGCCUAACGGUUUAACUUACGACCCUCAGUCCUCACAGCUAUGUUGGGCAGAUGCCGGUACACACAAAGUGGAGUGCAUGAAUCCAAACCACGGCAACCGGAGACAGCUUAUGGAGGGAAUUCAGUAUCCGUUCGGAAUGACUACAGAUGGACGCAACCUCUUCUACACUGACUGGAAGAGGGACGGUGUUAUUGUUGUGGAUCGUUUCGCUGGCACAGAGCUUGAUGAGUUCCAGCCCCAGAAAAGAACGCGUCUCUACGGCAUCACCACGGCACACGCUCAGUGCCCUUCUGGUCAAAAUUACUGCUCGGUGAAUAAUGGAGGCUGCACUCAUUUGUGUUUGUCGACUCCUGCUGGUCGAUCCUGCAAAUGUCCGGACAAUGCUGUAGUUUGUGUGGAAAGAGAAGGCGGGUAUUAAAGAUUCAAAGUCAGAACCAAACUCGUGUGAUGUUACAUGCCAUCCAUUCAUUACAAAAGAUACUGUGAGGUUUCACCGAACCGUAUUGAAGUUUGAAACUUAAAGAUGUAAUAAAGCUGUGUUUUCACUCUGUGAUUUAAUAAUAAAAAUCUUUGCCUUAAUUGUGUUUAUGAUGCAUUGAAGAGCCAUUAAAUUCUUUUUAAAUAACA
Messenger RNA from Misgurnus anguillicaudatus (oriental weatherfish), 3854 nucleotides. The record is from RefSeq and is a predicted model, not a curated record. NCBI's taxonomy places the organism in Eukaryota, Metazoa, Chordata, Actinopteri, Cypriniformes, Cobitidae.